Messenger RNA from Paramisgurnus dabryanus, 7661 nucleotides. Lineage: Eukaryota; Metazoa; Chordata; Actinopteri; Cypriniformes; Cobitidae. The record is from RefSeq and is a predicted model, not a curated record.
GAGAUCUGUCAACAAGGGCCAGUGAAUACCAUCUUUGUUUUUGCACUAGACUGGAUGUAUCUGACUUCAUAUUCUUGGCCAUCUGUGUGUUUAUAUAUCUUUAGUGAGUAUGAUCAGAGAAUUAAAAUAGAUAAGGACUAAUUAACCGUGCGAUCAGUGAUUGGAACUGAAUCCUGUUUUUUUUCUCGGACACUGCUUACAAGUGGCUUCAGAGCAAUGGCUAGUUUCGGAAAAUGUGAUGUGCUCUUGCGCCUAUUUGUGGGCCUGCUAUAAAUAGGGCCCUGCUGGCAACACAUGCUCUGCUGUGAUUGACAGAUCUGGUGGUAGUGGGACAGCAGGCUCCAAAGAACAGGCAAAAGGCAUACGAAUGCUCCCCAGUCAGUAUCGAAGUGGAGCUCUUCAUUUUGGUUCUAAAAGUUCAGAGCCAGACCCUUAUUUUAUUCUACAGAAACCCCACUUAGAAAAUUUGGGGUGUUUUUGGACUGUUGAAGUUAGUUUUUUUGGACAAUGACAUCCAGAAGGCCAAUGACUCGCUCUUUCUCAGCAAAUGGGAGAUUGGGCAGCCAAAAUGGGGAGGAUGUCCCAGCAUCAAGCGGGUGGUCUGACGGUCGCAAUUACCUUUCCAAUGUCAGGCCUGAAAACAGGAGUACAUUAUGUACCGUCAUGGCCCAGUUGACUGAGGAGACCCAGCCAUGUUUUGAGACCACCAUAAAAUCCAAAGCAGUGUCAGAAACCUGCAAUGUCAAAUUCAGUUGUGUUGUCACAGGUUACCCGGCUCCUGAGCUGACUUGGUACAAAGAUGACAUGGAAUUAGAUCGAUACUGUGGUCUUCCCAAAUAUGAAAUAUUUCGCAAUGGAAAAAAUCACACACUUCACAUCUACAAUUGUACAGAGGAAGAUGCAGCUAUUUAUCAGGCCUCAGCGAGGAACAGCAAAGGCAUCGUCUCCUGUUCUGGGGUGCUGGAGGUGGGCACCAUGAGCGAGUUCAUGAUCCACCAAAGGUUCUUUGCCAAGCUGAAACAGAAGGCGGAGAAAAAGCGGCGCGACCUAGAAGAAAGUCGACUCCGGGGUAAGGAGAACAUCCAGAAGGAACAGUUGAAUGUGAGCAACCAGGAACGCUUAAUGAGGAAGCGUAGGUCCCCUGCUGAAAAUGAACCCUUGAGCGCUUCUGUAACCCACGGAGAGGAGAACGUGCCCUCGCAAGAGAUAAACGCUGAAGAGCAACCUUCAAUCAUAGAUGAUAAGUCUGAAGAUAUUACAGUCCAAGCUUCUUUAGGAACCACAGAGCUGUCAAUGGAGAACGGUGAUGAGAAACGUAACCAUAUAUGCGAUACAGAAGAGGUUGUAACCGUACAGCAGUCUGCCAAAGAAAAGCUAGGGGAAAAGAAAAUGCGCAUUGCCAAUGGAUUUAAUGAGCCUGAUAUCAUUCAAACCGCUGAGGGCAUCAGAAAACAAGAUGGUUAUGAAGGAAAGAGUUUAGCGAAAUACUUAACCGAGUCUGUGCAGUCACAGUCGCAGUCUGAUGAGCAGCCGGAGGAGAUCAUGGAGGUGGACGUCAAUGCUCUUCAAAAAGAACAAGAGAAAGAGUUGGAGAAAAAACGAGAAAGAUUAAAAGAAGAGGAAAGAGAGCGAUCGAAAGAAGUAGAGUACCGUAAGGAGCGCGAGAGAGAACGAGAGCGAAUUAAGCAAAUUGAGCAGGAACAAAAAGCUCUGUCCAUAUCCGCAGCCAAGGCAGCACUGAAUAAAGAGCCAGAUCAUCAACACAAAUCAGCAAUAACAUCAGUUUUUCACUCCUUAAAGGACAUAUUCUUUGGCAAAAGUAAGAAGUCUACUGAAACAGCCGAAGCCACACGAAAAACUAGUGGAGUGAAUGUGGAAAAAGAAACAACCAUCACUAAACAAGAACCAGACACUAAAACUUUGGUACCCAGUGUGGCCUCUGAACAGGAUGUACCAAAGCUGGUAAAGGAACCAUCUCACCAGGUGGAUUUAGAAGUGAAACAAGAACCUCCACAGCAAACACAAGAUCCAGCAACCUCCAAUAAGGCCUUAAACUCUAGUUCAGUUGAACACACUUCUAAAUUUAAUGCACACAAACCUGAAAAUACAUCUCACAGUCAUGACAGAAAUAUCGAGAGCAUUGAUACUACGCUUUCUCUGGAGGAACCAGAGAUGCCAAGGAGAGCUGAGGAGAAAAAAGAUCUAAAGGAAGUCCCCCAGAUUUCCCAUUCGCCUGUGAUCGGGGCUACAGAUGACCAUACCAAACCCAUCAGCUAUGAAGUUCCUGGCUCAUUAAACUUGGCCAAUCCUAUUUUUGAGACUAAAGAGCUGAAAUCUACCUAUCCUGUUGAUGAGGUCAUGCAGGGUGCUGAGGAAAUGCAUAUUUUAGGGGAUCAGGGAGGCACAGCUGCCCCCUUGACAGACCUCAACAUGGCAGACCUGGAAAGCAUGCAGUGUUGUGAGAGCCAGCCAGAGUCUCAGCUUUCACAGCUUGUCGACUCUGUCCCCCUUACAGUGCACACUGACUCCCAGUCUGCUGAACCAAUGGCAGAAGAGAGCAAAAAGUGUGACUUAAAUUUAAAUGAGAAAGAGAUUCCUCAUAUUAAAGAAGAACGUGUUGUCGAUUCUGUUCCCCUUACAGUGCACAAUGAGCCCCAGUCUGGUGAACCAAUGGCAGGAGAGAGCAAAAAGUGUGACUUAAAUUUAAAUGAGAAAGAGAUUCCCCAUAUUGAAGAAGAACGUGUUGUCGAUUCUGUCCCCCUUACAAUGCAUAAGAAGUCCCAGUCUGCUGAACCAAUGGCAGAAGAGAGCAAAAAGUGUGACUUAAAUUUAAAUAAGAAAGAGAUUCCACAUAUGGAAGACGAACGUGUUGUUAAAACGCAAGAGGGAAGUGUACUGACAGAAAUAAAUAAAGAAAUUGAUGGUGCAACAGAAGGGAAAUCUUCUACUGCAAAAGAAAAUGAAGUGAAUAUUUCUUCUGUAAUAAACACUUCAGUCUCUACUGUAGAUGUAGUGAGUGAAACAAAAAAUGAUAAGAAGGUUCAAAAUGCAGCAUUGCUACAAGAUCAAAAAGGCGAUUCUGUCUCUUUUUCAUCUGAAAGUACAAUAAAAAUUGAUAUAAAACCUGAUGAAAAAUCUGUAGCAGCACUAGAUGUUAGUCUCACUGAGAAUAAAGAAGUUGGAGUUGAUUCUGCUUCAGCGAAUGACUAUAAUAGAGAGGAAGAUAAGAAGGAUAAAAACAUGCCAGGUCAGGAUACAAGUGUUGGAGAAAAACAAAAUAAAAGGGAUAAAGAUACGUUGGACAAAACCAGUGAGAAGGUGAGGAAUGAUACAAGGAAUGAUAAGAAAGGGAAUGUUAGCCCCGAAGAACAGAGAGAUGCAAAACAAAAAAUGGAUAAGGUCAAGAUCAGUAAAAAUGUUGUUCCAGAACCAGCUGCAUCCAUCGUGAUUCCAGAGGUUGAGAUGUCCAAAAAUGUAAGACGGGCAGCGAUUGAGGUCUUAGAGAUUCAACCAAGGCCAUAUCAAGUAAGCAGAUCUCCAAAAAUCCUCAAUAAAGCGCAAGCUGAGAGACGUCUGGCUGAGAAGGACCAAUCGGCUACCCAACCAAUAAUAAUACUCCCUGAUACGAGGGAAACAGUCAUCAAAAAUGUGGCAAAGAAAAGAGCCAUACCCCUUAUCCCAGAAAUCAAGGUCACACUGCCAGAGAGAGUCAAACGGGAAGAACCUACUCAUUUACCUAGAAAUGAUAUUUUGAAAUUGGAGCCUGAGCGAGUCAUGCAACCAAUAACACAGGAGGUUGCACAGAUAUUUCGAGAAAGUGAGAGACCAGCAGAUGAAGCAACAAGGACAUCAAGCGAAUCGGCCCCGAACAAUGUUGUAGUUAUUCCAGAGACUUCAGGCGUGACUAGGCACAUUCUGUCAGCACCUUCAGGGGAGCGAGCACAGGAAGUUAAACCACAAAAUCUAGAUACAAGAGUGAGAAGUGGAGAAACACAAGGAAGUAUCAGCAAUGGGAGGGGCAGAGAGGAUGACAACAGUAUCCCUAUUAUUAACAUAGCAUGUGCUGAUGAUAAUGCAACCACUACUCAACAAGUGCAAACGUUCAGCCAGGCCUCACUUCCUGGCAUAGUAAUCUCAAAAGAUCAACCACAUCCAAUUCCUCCCAUUUCUGUCACAAACACUGAUAACAGUUUAAAAAGGAAAGAAGAUUCAAAGAGUGAAACUGAUCAGGUCACUGUCGCUGCUUCUGAGAAGCCAAAAGAGCAGCUUAGGACUCAACUGAGUCCUGACAUAUCUACAAAAAAUAUUAUUACUAGUCAAGAAACUGACAAAAGUCCUCUACCAAAAGACACAAGAGUAGAACCCGAAGCUGACAGGCUUCAGAGAGACAAAUCUUCAGUUGAGAAACUUGGAGUUCCAACCCCUGUAGGACCUACUCUCCCUCCACUUAGUCCGGCCAGUUUGCGUAGACUUAUGGCAAAGAAUAACCCAAAUUUGGAGAAUCAGGGGUCUGUGUCGGCUGCAUCGGUGGAUGGAAAUGAGAAAAAAGGGGACGAGAGUGGGGGGAGCACACCUACGUCCACUCUUUCCUGUGAGAGCAGCCCCAAGAUGAAACGACGUGACAGUCUUACCCUAAUCCCCUCUGCCACGCCAGAGGAGCUCGCUUCUGGUGCUCGCCGCAAAAUCUACCUCGCCAAAACCAAGUCUGAGGAUGAAGGAUCUGACACGCAGGGUAAGAAAGACAGCUCGUAUAUGUCACCCAGUCAGGCACGUAGGGCAGCUUUCCUGCAACUUCAGAGUGGACAGCAAACACCGCCCGAAAAACGUUCACCAUUGACUGCCCGGCGCAAGGCCACGCUGGAGGUGCCAAAACCAAAGGAGGAGAGCACGGAGGUUGCAGACAUCGCAAAGACAGAGAGCAAACCAGCAGAAAAGGAGAAGCUGGACCCUUUCAAAGCUCCUCAGGUUAUCCGAAAGAUUAGGGGGGAGACCUUCUCAGAUGCCUCGGGUCACUUGAAGCUGUGGUGCCAAUUUUUUAACGUUCUCAGCGACUCCACCAUCAAGUGGUACAGAGAUGAAGAGGAGAUUGUGGAGAUGGAAAGGCGUGCUGGAGAUGAGAGUCAAGUGGCACUGGCCUUAGUCCAGGUGUCCAGCAGAGACUGUGGAGUGUAUGGCUGCUCAAUCAAGAAUGAAUACGGGACAGACGUCACUGAUUACCUGCUCAGUGCAGACAUACUGGCAGAAUUUUUCUUAAGGGAUGAUCUAGAAGUGGGAGAAGAGAUUGAGAUGACACCUAUGAUGUUCACCAAAGGCCUUGCAGACUCAGGUUACUGGGGCGAGAAACUUUUCGGACGCAUUAUGACAGAGGAGGUUCAGAUUGGAGAGGGCUGUGUACACAAGACCUGCAGGGUGAAGGCCAUCUAUGGUUUGAACCCUGUCUUCGAGUCAGGCAGCACAUGCAUCACUAAAGUAAAAAAUCCAAUUGCAUAUGGGGCGAAGGAAGAGGGCAACCUGGCUGAGAAAAAUCUAGAGAUCACAAAACAGGAAUGUAAAAUCCAGAAUACUGUUCGGGAAUACUGCAAAAUCUUUGCUGCGGAGGCCCGAGUGAUCGAGAACUUUGGUUUCGCAUUAGAAGUGAUCCCCCUUCAUCUAAUGUAUCGGCCAGCCAACACAAUCCCAUAUGCUACGGUGGAGGCUGAUUUGAAAGGCGAAUAUUUGAAAUACUGUUUGAUGGACGGCACUGAAAGAUUUAUCACUAGAGGCACCUCUGAGGUGGAGCAGAAGUGCUGCACUUUCCAGCACUGGAUCCAUCAAUGGACCAAUGGAAACCUCCUUGUUACCCGACUUGAAGGUGUCGAUGCGAAGAUCACAAGUAUCGCCAUUGCUACAAAGUCUAAAGGGUAUCAAGGACUCACAGAUAAGGCGUCUCCAAAGAUAAUGGAGCAGUUCAUUACUCAACAUCAGUGUAACUACUACUGUGGUUUGCUGGGUCUUAGACCCCUGAAGCCCACAGACUCUUUACAGCAACCUAAAAUAAAGACCUCCAGGAGCCCUCUACUGGCCCGAAGAGGCGGGUCAAGCUCAUCUAGUCCCCAGCUACAGAAGAAAGGAAACAAUAGCCCGCAGUCCACCAGAAAAGGCAACUCGAGCCCUAAAGUGGCUAAAAAGACAGGUGAAUCAGGGGAGAGCUCACCCGCUGUCAAACACAAAGCAGUAGAGGUCCCAAAACCUGUUAAGAUGAGGUAGAGAGAGAGAGGGAGGCAAGCUAGGGCAUAUUUUAAGUGUGGAGCCUAUACUAUACUAUUAUCGAUAGCUAAUGUUGUACAGAAGAAAAGAGAUUCCGACUGGCUUGAAAAGCUAUGACUGAAAAUUAUGAUCAUAGUCUUUGCACAUAGUGACUAUAAAAUGCAACAGCUUAAGGAAGCUAGAAGAAGGAAAGACUUUAUAUAGAGAGUAAAGUGGUGAAUGACUAGAGGUGUUUGGAAAUUACUGUGAAUAUUCACCACAGAUACCUCUAGAGACCAUUACUUUACUUUUAAGAGCUGAAUUGAGAUGAUCCCCCUUCAAGACCAUCGCUGGGGAAACAACUUAAAACCAGGACUGUCUACAGAUGGACGAAUAGUUGAGUGAUUUCAGAAAGACUCUGGAACUUUGUUAUGGUUUAUUUCAAUGCUUCUAUGUCAGAUUUAUAUGACUGAGGAGGAUGGACUCUUUAAGGAUUCCUCAAACAUCCGUGAUGUCUCGGCUGUGCUGAAAUGCUGCUUUUUAGUAGCUAUCACUGAUACACUUUUUACGGUAGAUUUUUCUGCAUUUAUGGGUUGGGCUAUACAGUUGCUGUGUGAAAGUUCAUGCUUUACAGUCUGUAACACCGGCUCACCACACUUGGUUAUUUAUACACGGACUAACUUAUGAGCAAUACAGAUUUGUUUUGAAGGAUAGUUGAGCUUUAUGGUCACAGUAAAGUCAUUUACUGACCCCACAGACCUCACGUGUCAUCAAUCUUUAUAACCCUGCACAUUUACAUAUAGGCACACAUAUAUUUAAAACUUAUAUAUAUUUGUAAACUUUUAAUGCUUACAGUGUUUACCAAAAUACCAAGGUUUGGAAAAUGACAAAGAAGUCUUUCUUUUUGGUUUUGACGAAAUAUCGCAAAAGUCAAUAAAUGUUGACUGCCUAAACCUUUACCCGAUUUCAACACGAAAUGAUCAUUUUAGUGGCUGUUGCUUAUGGUGAUUGCAAAAUUGAUCAAAUGUCUGAAUGUAGUUUAUUAGAUGUAUUUCAUGUGAAGGGUUAGCACAGAUAAUGGUCAAUGAUGAUAGUGGUUCAUAAUGAUAAGGUCGGGGCACACUGUGAUAUUUUUUAAAGUACUUGUAAGUACUGUUUUACCUAUUUUUGUUGUGUUGUGGCUUUUGGUUUUGUAAAAUAAACAUGUAAAUAGCAAAAGCUGUAGAACCUUCUAUGACAUUUUAAUAAUUUAAUUUGUGACACUGCUUGUGAAAACCCAGCUAAAGUCAUUUUUGUGUUUUACUGUUUUCUAUAUAAAAUCAUCCUAGAUAAUGUAAAGGACAUUCUGUGAAGAUAUAACAUUGAUAUCUUUAAAAUUGACUUAGUAAGGUCAUGUCAAAGAUUGAAAUUAAAGUAAAAUCAGUGAUUGAAAUCUA